Molecule: messenger RNA, 1665 nt
Organism: Anoplopoma fimbria (sablefish)
Lineage: Eukaryota; Metazoa; Chordata; Actinopteri; Perciformes; Anoplopomatidae
Gene: gmnn
Product: geminin DNA replication inhibitor
Exons: 7
Coding region: 103-804 (233 amino acids)
Biological process (GO): negative regulation of DNA replication; negative regulation of cell cycle
Cellular component (GO): nucleus
Source: RefSeq, a predicted model, not a curated record
UAUUUAAGCCCCUGGCGCGGAAUCUUUGGAGGAAAGAAUAGUCAGUCCUUUGGUUGUCGUAACAACGGAGUAGUUUUCGCACCAACGGUCACCUGACAGAAAAUGAGUUUCAGCGGAAAGCUAAAGCACAGCAGCCAGAGGUCUAAUGAGAACGUGAAGAGCUUUUUCUCACCAUCUCAGAAGGCAAUGGGACGACCCAGGCAAACCCUGCAGGUCCUCCAACCCUCAGCUGGCAACAAAGAUUUGGGAAGGUCAGCUGCGGUGGGAAAGGUCAUUCCCAAAAGGAAACAGUGGAGUGCAGAACCAACUAGAGGUCCAAAGAGGGUGAAGGCAGAAGUCAAGUCUACACAAACAGAAGAAACUCAGUGUUUGACAAAUGGCAUGUCCAAUGAUGCAUAUGAACUUAUGGUUGUAGAAACUCCUCCUCCUACCUACUGGAAAGAGAUUGCAGAGGAGCGUCGGAAGGCCUUGUACAAUGUUUUACAGGAGAAUGAGAAGUUACACAAAGACAUUGAAGCCAAAGAUGAACAGAUGGCAAAGCUAAAAUGUGAAAAUGCAGAGCUACAGGAGCUGGCACAACACGUACAAUACAUGGCUGAUAUGAUCGAGAGGCUGACUGGGGAGAGCCCAGAAAAUCUGGAGGAACUGAGGGAUAUUGCUCUUGACGUGGAGGAAGAUGAGCUAGACAACAGUAAAGUGUCAGGUCAGAGUGAGGAAGAAGACUCUGAUUACAGUCAGUCUGAUUCAGAGGAAGAAGAGGCCUCGGACGCUGAACAAGCCGGACCCUCAGCAGAGCAGGAUUAACUGACACAACUCUUGUGUGUCAUGGGACUUUGGCCUUUUUAUACAGGUCAGCAGCAUUUUUGCUUUGGCAGCAACAAGUGGCCAUCCAUUUGACUGAAUUGGCUUUUCUAAGUAAUUCAUAUACUUCAAAAUGCAGUAGUUUUGAAACGCCUGCCAUAUUUUAUUAUUUUUAAACCAUGAACAGAUUGGGGCAGGUUUUAUUCCUUUUUUUUUUUUUUUUUUUUUAGUUUGGCUUUUGCUCUACUUUCUGUUCCUGUUCAAGUGAAGGUGUUCAAAACUAAGCCAUAGAGGCCCUUCUCACCGCACCAAUUUAACAAGUCACAGUAGGAAAAGCACAGAUGUAAAAAAUGAAUGUUCGCUGAAUUCCAUUUAGUUGCUUUAGUUCUAUGACCCUGGUAUUUUGCCCAGGCUCACUGUCCUGGCUUACUAGGACAGUUUAAUAGACCAGAGCCAUUUAUGUGUAAAUGUGACGGUACAGAGGUAUUGUAGUUUUUCCUUGUUUUUUUUUUUUUUUUUUUUUUUUUUAACCACCUGAGCAAUUCACAACAAGCCUUGCAGCUCUACUUGAUGGUAAUUGGUCUAGUCCUGAUGACAAAAGGAUGCAUGUCCUUACCAAACACGGAGGGACCCCUAAGCCCCCUCCCCUUUUCUUAGUGGUUGGAAACUAUGGGAAAAUGUGAACCAUGUCACAGUAACACCUGAGCUUUUACUACUUUGACGAGCCCGAGGAAUAAAUAUUGCUACACACACACUACCAAAUGCGGCUGUGUGCUUGUCCCUGUAGUGGUUGGUCAACACUGUAAUAUUGUGCAAUGUCAAUAAGUUUUGUACAUAAAGCCUAAUGUAAAAUAAACUUUUUAU